Molecule: messenger RNA, 480 nt
Organism: Postia placenta MAD-698-R-SB12
Lineage: Eukaryota; Fungi; Basidiomycota; Agaricomycetes; Polyporales; Adustoporiaceae
Exons: 1
Coding region: 1-480 (159 amino acids)
Source: RefSeq, a predicted model, not a curated record
AUGCUGAAAUUCUACGUUGUCACCCACCGGUCGGAGGACUCAGCCUGCUGGCAUUGGGCGUUGACCCUCUCCCCACCGAUCGAGGAUCCAACGUCUGCCGCGAAGUCAACCAUAUGGUAUCAGAUCCUCGACGAUGUAUGCAGUGGUGUCCAAGGCUACAGGCAGGAGUAUGUCAGGUCGUUCGCGCCAACCGAGGUCGUCGCUCGCAUCCUCGUAGGCUGGGUCCCGCCCACCCGCCGACUUGCACUAGAGCGGCUCAUCGCGAGUACGAGGCACCGCAAGGCCGGGACGAGCAGCGAGGAGUGGGUGCGUGCCGUACUGACGCUGCUGCUGUCCACCCCGGGAAAAGUGAUCACAGACGAGCCGGUCGACCCACAUGUGGCCCUUCGUCUACUGGACAAAUUCUCAAAUGAAGUGGUGUGCGGCGUACACCCUUCCCCUGGGACUGGUCUGCCGUUCACGACGUACUACUCGCCAUGA